Messenger RNA from Cinara cedri, 1544 nucleotides. The record is from the annotation of a GenBank genome assembly. Lineage: Eukaryota; Metazoa; Arthropoda; Insecta; Hemiptera; Aphididae.
AUCGUAUCGAGUGGUUAUGGCCAUUUUUAGUUUCUACUUUGGAUCUUAUUAUGGAUCGGGGCGUGCGCAUUUGCCGGCAAACUGGUAAUAUACCAGUUUCUCGCUGAAAUCCCGGCGCGGCUGUCGUAAGCACGAUAUCGUCACCCCGAAACGCGCGCGUUAUAAUUCCGUAUAAAAGCGUCCCGCCGUGACACGGAUUGUCAUAUUCAGUCGUCAACCGCAGCCGUCGCAAAGUCUUCGAGUCGUUCAAUAACAAUUGUUAUUAUUAUUACUGUCGUUUAUCCGCGUGCAGUUCGACCGCCGUCACCAUGUUCGCCAAAGUAAGUAUACGAAUUUGAUAUUUUAUUUCAUGUCGGUUUUUUUGUUUUUUUUUUUUUUACUCUUUGGACGAUCGUCGUUACUGCACGGUCAAAAAUGACGAAUAAAAAAAACCGCGGCGAUCUCUACGUCCGCAUACGCUUUUAUAAGUUUUUUUUUUUUUUUUCUCUCAUUCCGUCCACGUACACAACAGGUAGCCGUUUGCUUCGCUUGCGUCGCCGUUCUCGCCGUACAGGCCCAAUACUACUCGGCCGCGUACCCGGCCGCCUAUUCCGCCGCUUACCCGGCCGCCGCCGUCUAUCAGCCGGUCGUGGCGUCCAACCCGUCGUACGCGUACAAGUACGGCGUGGCCGACCCGUCCACCGGCGACUACAAGUCGGCCGAGGAGAGCCUGUCCAACGGCGUCGUCCAGGGACAGUACAGCCUGGCCGAACCGGACGGCACAGUCAGGACCGUGUCGUACACCGCCGACGACGUCAACGGUUUCGUCGCUCAAGUCAGCAAGGCAGGCAAAGUCGCCGCGGCCGCUCCCGCGCCGGUCUACUCCGCUCCCGCACCGGUGUACUCGGCUCCCGCUCCGGUGUACGCGCCCUCCGUCUACCGCCCGGCCGCGGUGUACGCACCGGCGCCCGCCGUCUACCGUCCGGCCACGCUCUAUCACGUAGCCGCCACCGCCGCGCCCGUCUCCUACCCGUUCGCCGCCUACAAACGUCAAGUAUCGACGAAAUAAUGACGCAAUACCGCGUCUUCACGGGAAUACGUCACUGUCAUCGUAAUAUUAUUGCCAUCAUCGUUUUAUUUUUCAUCAGUAACACAAAUAUUAUUGGGCCGCAGGUGUUGUUGUCCUUCCCCUGUCCCGUUUCGUCUUUUCUAUACGUUUCGUCACGCGCGUAUGUAACUUAACGUCGUCGUUCUCGUAGUUUUCCACGUUUAUUGAGUACACCUAUUAUAUUAUGUGUAUAAUAUUUUUUUACUUAUAACAUUUUUUUCUCUCGAUAGCGCUCAAACAAAGUCCACGUAUAUCAUCGUAACAUAUACGCGAUUCAUUUGUCUCGCAGCUUAUGUCCAAACAUAAACAUUAUAUUUUAUAUCAUCAUUGUAUAAUUUUUUACCAUUACGAAUAUAAUUAUAAUAUAACGUACCUACGUUAAUUAUUAUCAUUAUAAGUAUACAUUUUAAAGGACAAUAUUAUUAUUAUAAUAUGUUAACAACGUCGAAAAUGCCUC